AUGUGGGAGUCAGGUGGCAUCUUAAAGACGCGCAAGAUUUCUUGGCUCUCGCAGGUCUUUGAGGAGAAGAACACCCUGGCCCUCCAGCUGAGAGGGAGCAGCCGCGGCCUGCGGGAGAGCCAGCAGCGCUACGGCGACGUCGUGGCCCGCUGCGAGGCGCUGGAGAAGCAGCUGCAGCAGCAGCCUCCCGGGAAGGACUUGCGAUCCCUCUCGACAGACGCUGCUCCCGGAGCCCCCCAGGAAAGAAGCGAGCAUCCCAGGGAGAGCUACACUCCAGAGCUGCAGGAACUACAGAUGAGGCUGUCGGAGGCUAGGCAGCAGGAGAGCUCCGCGAAGCAGGGCCUGUUGCAGCUGGAGGAGCUGCUGCAGGAGGAGCGGGACCAGCGCCAGGCGGCCGAAGAGGCCUUUUCCGCAGCCCAAGAUCACAUCCGCAGGUUGGAGUCCAGCCAGUGGGCCCAUUCUUCGGACACCAGCAUCGAUAUGCCGCCUGCCCCUGAACGCCCACUGCUGGCUGGCUCCACAGAGGGGACCUUCAGCAAGCCUCGGCCGAGCACUGCCCCCCGGCGCCUCCUCCGCUCGCUCCUCUGCUCUCGGACCCGCCUGCCCCUCCUGGCCACCGUCUACCUCCUCACGGUCCACGUCCUGCUGCUGCUUUGCUUCACAGGCCACCUGUGAGAGCAGCCGCCGCCCUCAGGCCCACGAGAGUCGGCCCCGUC
Heteronotia binoei (common prickly gecko) is the source of this 716-nucleotide messenger RNA. RefSeq names its product golgin subfamily B member 1-like. The transcript is spliced from 6 exons. Gene Ontology annotation, cellular component: Golgi apparatus; membrane; cis-Golgi network. Lineage: Eukaryota; Metazoa; Chordata; Lepidosauria; Squamata; Gekkonidae. The record is from RefSeq and is a predicted model, not a curated record. Bases 1 to 675 code for a protein of 224 amino acids.